Messenger RNA from Verticillium nonalfalfae, 1041 nucleotides. RefSeq lists its product as uncharacterized. Gene Ontology annotation, biological process: Golgi organization; protein secretion. Lineage: Eukaryota; Fungi; Ascomycota; Sordariomycetes; Glomerellales; Plectosphaerellaceae. Gene Ontology annotation, cellular component: Golgi apparatus. The transcript has a single exon. Bases 1 to 1041 code for a protein of 346 amino acids. The record is from RefSeq and is a predicted model, not a curated record.
AUGUGCAUCGUACUCCUCACGACAGCUCACCCCUCCUACGCCCUCAUCGUCAUCGACAACCGCGACGAGUUCAUCCUGCGCCCCACCUCCCGCCCGCACUGGUGGUCCCACCCCGCGGGGCCCACCGUGCUCUCGCCGCGCGACCUCCAGCGCGCCGAGAAGGGCACCUGGCUCGGCCUCACCUCGACCGGCGCCCUCGCCGUGCUGACCAACUACCGCGAAGACGGGCCCCCGGACGCCGCCCACCCGAUCCACGCGCAGCGGUCCCGCGGCGGCAUGGUGACGGCCUGGCUGGGCGCCGACCCGCACGAGCCGACGGCCGAGACGGUGCAGAAGCUCGUCGCCGACGGCGGCGUGCGCGGCGUCGGCGGCUUCAGCAUGGUCGCCGGCAAGCUGCGGCGGAAGCGGGGCGAGGCGCGCGCCCUCGAGGGCAUCGCCAUCGUCUCGAACCGGUGCGGCCACGUGCAUGACGUGCCGUGGAUCGGCGAGGCGAGGGGCGAGGUCUACGGCCUCAGCAACACGUCCUACCACGAUCCCGAGGCGUGGCCCAAGGUCGAGGACGGCAAGAGGCUCGUCAAGGAGGCCGUGGAGCAGGCGGUGGCCCAGGACCUCGACGAGGAGGCGCUGGUGGAGAAGCUGUUUGGCGUGCUGGGCACCGAUACGCUGCCGGCGCCUAAGCCGGGACAGGGGUUCGCCGAAUACAUCCCGCAGCUGAAGCACAGCAUCUUCAUCCCGUCGAUCGGCGAUGAGCAUCACCAGCAGGCCAUGGUCGAGGCCACGAAGAGAGGCAAGGGCGAGUGGGAUACCGACGACAAAAUGGCGGCUGAACAGCUGCAGCGACCCGAUGCGACGCCCGGUGAGAACGGCAUCGGAUUCGACACUGGCAUGUACGGGACGCAGAGACAGUCCGUCAUUCUGGUUGACUGGGAUGGAAAUGUUGUUUUCAAGGAGCGUGCCCUCUGGGAUUCGAAUGGAAACCCGAUUCCCAAAGGAGAGGGCGACGUCGUCUUCAAGUACAAGAUUGAGGGGUGGGAUGACUGA